This is a messenger RNA of Wyeomyia smithii (pitcher-plant mosquito), 5473 nucleotides long. RefSeq names its product nuclear pore complex protein Nup154 (gene Nup154). Lineage: Eukaryota; Metazoa; Arthropoda; Insecta; Diptera; Culicidae. The record is from RefSeq and is a predicted model, not a curated record. Gene Ontology annotation, cellular component: nuclear pore inner ring; nuclear pore. Gene Ontology annotation, molecular function: protein binding; structural constituent of nuclear pore. The coding region runs from base 186 to 4373 and encodes 1395 amino acids. Gene Ontology annotation, biological process: RNA export from nucleus; protein import into nucleus; protein localization to nuclear inner membrane. The transcript has 9 exons.
UUUUUGUCAUUUUUGUCUGUUAGCAGCUGUCAGGUAAAGGUGCGAAAAGUGUGAAGAGUGAAGCUAUUUUAUCAAAUUGUGAAUUUCUGCAAAUUAAGCAAAUUACGCACGUUAAUUGCCGCGGUACUAGAAAAGUUGGGCACAGUACCAAAGUCGUGUCAAAUACCGGACUAACAAACGCCACAAUGAGUAUGCCGGAAACGACCGCUUUGCUAGAGUCGCUGGAGUUAGCCGGUACCAUGUUGGAGCGGCACGACAUUGCCGAUUGCUCGAUACCUGGUUUAUUAGAAGUAACCGGCAUCAGGCAAUCUGGAGUUGCGACAGCUAGUGGACUUAACGAUUUUGAUUACCAGAAUCUGUCCAGUUUGUCACUGGGUUUGAUAAACUUGAAUCAGCUUGCGACAGUUGACAAGAUACCGAUUCCGCCAGAAAUAAUGGAGCAUUUUAAACACAUCAAAUGCCACUGCAUGAUGGGUCUUUUCCCGGAAAUUGGGCGCGCCUGGUUAACUAUCGACUCUGAUAUUUACAUUUGGACCUAUGAACAAACACGAGAUGUGGCCUAUUUUGACGGGCUUUCACACUUGAUUGUAAGCGUAGGAUUAGUUGCCCCAAAACCUUGCGUUUUCAUAGCGGAUGUCAAAUACCUCCUGGUACUGACCACCCCCAUAGAAAUCGUGAUUUUAGGAGUAACUUUUGGCGAUUCGAACGCAUCUCCUAACAGAUCAAUCAUGUCUUCCACCGAAGAGAUGCAGCUACUAAACAAGCCAAUUUUUGUGCUGAACACCGAUAAUAUUGCUAUCACGUGCGUGGAAGGAACUGCUGAUGGCCGUAUAUUUCUCGGAGGACGUGAUGGUUGUUUGUAUGAAAUUUCUUAUCAGGCGGAAUCGAAUUGGUUUGGGAAGCGCUGCAAAAAAGUGAACCAUUCUCAAGGACUCAUGUCACAUUUGGUGCCUGGAAUAUUCAAGGUGUUUUCGGAAACUGAUUCCAUAUCGAAAAUAACGGUGGAUAAUAACCGCCGUUUGCUGUAUACGCUAACUGAGAAAGGUGCGAUAGAAGCAUGGGAUAUUGGUGUUGAUACCAAUACAGUCAGAAGGAUAGCAAGGAUUUCGCAAAGCGAUAUUGCGUCAGCAGCGGCGAAUAUUUUAAGAACUAUUGAAUCAUCUAUAUUUAAACCCGUCACUGCCUUAUGUACACUGUCGCUCGAAGAUUCACCGCAAUUCCAUUUGAUAGCCAUAACCCAAACGGGUGUAAGGUUCUACUUUUCUACUGUACCAGUGCUAUUCAAUGUACAACAUUCGCAACAACUCCAACAACAACCAGGCACAUACGAUCAGCGGCCACAAGGCCUCUACCUUCUUCAUGUUCGUCUUCCUCCAGGGUACACACCUAAUACAACAGUGGGGAAACCAAAGCAGGUUCACUCAGCUUUCUUCAGCCAAGGUUGUUUAUUAAUGGUAUCUACACCGCAAGCAGACCAAGAUUUGUUAUGGUCGCUUAGUUCGGAACCUUUUCCUUCUCGUCAAAACCUUGUAGAAUCAUCAACUGUUAUGACUAUGGAUGGACAAGUGUGGGCAAUUGCCGAAGUAAAACCUAGAGAUAAAGUAACUGUAGAGACCCCACUGCGAGCAGCACAGGUUCCCAACAGAGUGGCCUUGCUCACCAAUCAAGGCGUACAUAUUGUUUCCCUGCUGAAAUCUGUAGAUAUUCUACAACAGCUGCUGCUUUCCUGCCAUGGUCCGCACAAUGAAGCCGUCAAAGCAUACUUCCAGGUGCAAACAGAGCCACAGGCGUGUGCCACUAGUUUGCUACUGGCUUGCAUCGAAACGUUCAAAGGAACAGAGCUCGGAGAUUGGGCUGCGCAAGCUUUUAUUUUAUAUGGUGGUGAGCCUUACUUCGAAAUUGGAUCUUACAUGGGAGCACAUUCAACGGCAGCUCGACCUUUGAGCUUCAAUUCACCUGCCGGAGCAUAUGCAGAAUCACAACCAGGAGGACCCAGGAUGUAUAUGUCAACACCGUUUUCCGCCUCUAGACCUGCUUCAGCUGUCCAACAAAGCCUCAUGCAACAAACUCAAUUUCCUGGUAGCUCAAUGUCACCUGCUUUGAGCAACAGUUUCAAUAAUAACGUUCCUAUGACGGCGGAAUCAUCGAACUUUCACUACUCGGCCAAACACGCCGGCCUUUACCUGCAUAUGUCUCGUUUGUUGCGGUCGAUUUGGCGCAAACGGUGUAUCGACGAUAAACUUCAUACCACGAUCAGCCAGCAGGAUUGCGCCCAAAUUCUAGAGGACUUGUAUGCUAUAAAGCGUUUUUUGGAGUCGAUUACAUUGACUAAUCUGGUUGGAUUGGUUGGAAAAAACUUGUCCAAUCCUAGCUCGAUCGGAGGUUCCGGACCGAGUGGUUAUCUGCAUCAACAGCAGCAACAUCAACAAGCAAUGUCAGGUUUACCUGCUGGCAUUGGAAGUAACAUGCAGAGUUCAUAUGGGCAGCAAAAUUAUGGAAGUCAGAACCUAUUUACUGGACCCGGUGCACAAAAGAAUACAAUUGAGGAGGCGUUAGCCGAAGAGAAAAAAUCACUGGAUGCAUUGAUUCGUUUAAUCAAGCAUGCCUGUGAAGUACUAGCGUUGUGGAAAAUUCUUUGUGAGCAUCAGUGCCACCUAUUGGUGUCUAAGCUAACCAAAGAACAGCAAUCGAUUCUUCAAUCGUGUACAUUUCGUGACCUCAUUCUUUCGCGCUCCGAUUUAUGUGGAUUAUUGAUAGUGACUUUGAUAAAUUCCUACCUGAAUGAUAAUGCCAGUGUAGGCUCGAUCUCUUCAAAACUUCGUGAGGUUUGUCCUAACCUCUACCGUCACGAGGAUGCUGUUUCACAUAAAGCCGCUGAAAUCUUACUCUUGUCUAAAAGUUGCACUGAUACUGACGAAAAGGCAGACCGCCUUAAGACUGCCUUACAAUUGUGCAAAAGUGCUGCGCCUAAUCUUCCAUUAAGUUCAAUUUGCCAACAAUUUACCAAUGCUUCUUUCUACACUGGAGUCAUCGAGCUGUGCUCGAUUUGCGCUGCGAAGAGUGAUCCAAACGAAGCAGCAUUGCACUUCUAUCGAAACAAUGAGCCCAUGGAAGAUCAGGAAGGGUUCGUGGCAUUCCAGAGCCGCAUGAAUUGUUACAAGGAAAUCAAACUGAUGCUUGAACAUGUCUACACUAACGUUUGCAACAAUAAACCUAGCAGUAUUUAUCCUUCACUAGAGAGUGCAGAUCGGGAUAAAUUGGCCAAUAAUCAGCUCAUGUCGAUUAUCAGCCUGUCGUUACAAUGUCAAGACCAAUUGCUGCACAUUGCCGUAUAUGAGUGGUUGUUAUCACAUAAUCUUCUGGGUGAACUGCUAGAAGUCGGCGAGCCAUCUCUAGGGGCGUUCCUUGGCAGAGCUGUUAAUCGAACGCCAGAAAAUUUGGUGUUGGCUGAUUUAUUAUGGAAGUAUCACGAACGGAAUGGUCAGCAUGCAGCUGCUGCUAAAAUUCUUGACAAGUUGGCAAACAUUCCCAACGAAUCAAUGUCCCUGCAGCAGCGAAUUGAGUAUCUGGCUCGUGCUGUCAUGUGCAUGAGAAGUGAUACUGUUGGCUAUUCGGCCCAUAACGGUGUCCUUUUGAAAGAUUUGGAAGAUAAACUGGAGGUAGCGCAAAUACAGAAGCAAGUGUUCGAUGCAAUGUCAAUAAUUCCUGACAAAAGCUAUACGAACACUGCAUUGAAAAUGCUGAACUCAACGCUGUAUAACUUGACACAGCUGUACGCAGAUUUUGCAGAGCGAUUCGAACUAUGGGAAUGUAAGCUAACCAUUCUGAACUGUUCGCACCACAACGAUCCACUUUUGAUUGAAUCCGUUUGGACUCAUAUUCUGGACAAAGAACUGGAACGGCCAGACAGCAAUACCGAACGAUGCCGACGGCUACUAACGAAAGUGAGAAGUCUAGCACUAGAAUAUGAAAGCGCUGGACAUUGUUUUCCACUUCCGUUUAUCGUGCGCGAGUUGGAAUUAAGAUGUUUUCGGUUGAAGCUAUUUGACUCGCCUGUUCCAGAGGCGUUGAUUGAAAUGAAUCUGGACAUUGAUGGACUGCUUAACAUUUACGCACGACUGAUAUCCAUGAACGAGCGUGUUUGGGUCACAGACGAAGAUGAGUUGUAUCUGGUAAGGUCAACGGCUAAGUUACUAUCAAUAAUUGCUUCCCAACCAAAUUUAAUUCCACUAAAAGAUCGUCGAAAGGUUAUUGCGAAGUCCCAGGAUCUUAUAUCCGCUUGUUUAAGUAUAUUGUACACCAAACCUGAUGGCCAGCCGCACGUCGACAAUCUCCGUGAAACGCAAUCGAAAUUAAAUCGAAUCCAUUGCUAGCUGGCAGUUAGGUUUAUUUUGGGUGUUUGACGACUGUAGUCACAAUUAAUACGGUACAGUUUACUAACUUUUAAAAACAAUAUUUUGUCUCACAUCAUCCCAAUUGUUGUUCGACGUUACAAUGAAUUGUAUGUUUAGUAUAAAAGUUAUCAUGCGUUCCGAAUAAAAUACGCUCAUUGCUGUGCCAGUUUUGAUACAAAAUUUUAGUGUUUAAAUGAACCCUGACUUAGUUAUACAAAAUAUUCUGAAAUGGGAAACACGUGUUAUAUUAUGGGUAUUCAUGUCGAGCUCGUAUACAAAUACCCAGCCGUAAAAAUACUCACCUCCAUUGACGAGUAAUGGAAGAUACACAGUUUACGGCUGGGUAUUCGUAUACGAGCUCGAUGUGAAGACCCCUAUUGUGUUGAAUUACAAUUUCCACAAAAACAUCUUAUUUUUAUUUAUUAUGUAUGGUCUAUCAUUUUACAGUUAACCAGCUGAUAUUUACCCAAAAUAAUUAAGCAACGUUCUUUUCGACCUUCAAAAUUUUUAUCAUUUAUUCCUUAACAAUGAUACUGUAACAAGCGUUCAUUAAAAUAGAAGUAACUUUGAAAAAGGUACCUAACCAAAUGUUAUAUAACGGCAUACCACAGCGAGAAUAUUUAUAUAUACCUAAUAAUAUCAGAAGUACACAUCCCUAUAACUGUUUGUUUGCAUUAUUAAGUAAUUAAGCAGAAUUCUAAAUCGGUGACACCAAGGGCGAUGCCGGUAGAGAGGAAGGUAAAUUACAACCCACUUGACGAAUUACUUUGCCUGCUACCUUGCUUGCGUAUCGAACGCAAUCUAAUAACGUUGGCGCUUCUCCGUUUAAGUAUUUGUACAGGAAGCCUGCUACAAACGAAUCUCCGGCACCUACAAUGAAAUCGAUUGCAUAAAAUUGGAAAGCUGAAACAUGUCAAAAACACUCACCAGUCGUAUCAACGACGGCCUUCUGUGGCACUAUCGGCACCUGGUAUGUUUCAGCAUAGAACGCACUGCCAUUGCCAUGAUAAAACCUAACGCAGCGACUAGCAUCAGUUGCGAUAAUUAUUUUUUCCCGAUUAAGUUUGAGAUAUUUUCUU